Molecule: messenger RNA, 1889 nt
Organism: Notechis scutatus (mainland tiger snake)
Lineage: Eukaryota; Metazoa; Chordata; Lepidosauria; Squamata; Elapidae
Gene: JMJD4
Product: jumonji domain containing 4
Biological process (GO): protein hydroxylation; positive regulation of translational termination
Cellular component (GO): cytoplasm; nucleus
Molecular function (GO): 2-oxoglutarate-dependent dioxygenase activity; sequence-specific DNA binding
Source: RefSeq, a predicted model, not a curated record
GGUUCACGGCGCACGCGCAGCCAUUUGGGCGCGUCCUCUGAGGGGGCGGAAGAAGGAUCGGCGGCGGCGGCGGCGGCCGGGAAGACCUUCUCCUUGGCCUCUGCUCUCCAUGAAAUGCCAAAGAGAAAAGAGAACCAAAUUAUCCCACUCUUUGCUCCGGCUCUGAAAGGAAAACCCUCCGCUCGAAAUAGCCAAUGGGCUGCCCACCCGCCUCUCAAGUGUUCUAGCCCUCAAGAAGCCCGAACGGCAAAGAAUAUCUGAGCCCUUCCUCGCACGAGCCCAAUGGGACGGUUUUCCAGCAAGGUCUGGAAUUGGACCUCUGUUUUCUACCCCUUUUGCCGUUCCUGAUUUUUUUUCUUUCCUUUUUUGCCCUCCUCCCCGACUCCUCCCUUUUUUAAAAAAUUAAAAAUAAAACAUUUCUGGCAAACCCAAGUCCAGUUACUUCACAGGGAUUAGUCUCCUUGCAUCUGUCCUCGCCUGAAUGGACAGGGAGACUUUCGCGUGUGCCACGAAGUUUUUCCGCGACUACAGCGGCCCGACGCGGGGCGCCGCCUGCCAGCCUCACAACCAUGUGGACUACAUCGAGAAGCCGGAGACGUUCACGUACGCGGAUUUUUUCAAGGAUUACUUGAUCCCCAACGACCCUUGCGUCUUCUCCGCCAAGUUCACGGAGGGCUGGGCCAGCCGGAGGAAGUGGGUCACGCCGGACGGGAAACCCAACUUGGAUUAUCUCCUGCGAACCUUCGGCGAGGCUGUAGUCCCCGUGGCCAACUGCGAUGUCAAGGAGUACAAUUGUAACCCAAAGGAACACCUUAAGCUCAAGGAGUACAUAAGCUAUUGGAAGGAACACAUUAAAAAAAGCUAUCGCUCUGCCCGCGGCUGCCUUUACCUCAAGGAUUGGCACCUGCAAAGGACAUUUCCGGAUCAGGAAGUCUACACCACGCCCAUCUACUUCUCCUCUGAUUGGUUGAAUGAAUAUUGGGAAGCCAUCGCUGUGGAUGACUACCGGUUUGUCUACAUGGGACCUAAAGGCUCAUGGACACCCUUCCACGCCGACGUCUUCCGCUCUUACAGCUGGUCAGCCAACAUCUGCGGCAAAAAGAAAUGGCUGGUUUUCCCCCCAGGCCAAGAAGAGUUUCUGAAGGACCACCAUGGUCACCUGCCGUUCGACAUCACUGCUCCCGACCUGAAGAACGGCUCCCUGUAUCCCCGCUACGCUCAGAGCAGCCCUCCGGUCGAAAUCAUACAGGAAGCUGGUGAGAUCGUCUUCAUCCCGAGCGGCUGGCACCAUCAGGUUUACAAUCUGGAAGAUACCAUCUCCAUCAACCACAACUGGGUGAACGGAUGCAACGUGGCCAUCAUGUGGAGCUUUCUCCAGGACGAACUCGCCGCCGUCCAGCGGGAGAUCAAAGAAUGGAAAGAGAGCAUGGAAGACUGGCACCUGCAAUGCCAGGUGCUGAUGAAGUCCUACACCGGCAUCGACUACAAAGAAUUCUACAACUUCCUGAAGAUCAUUGCGGAAAACCGCAUCUUCGUGCUGGAGCACCACCACUCCGAAGAUGACGCCUCCAAGCGCUCAUCCAGGGCCGCCCUCUCCAGCCUGGGGAUGCUCCACGCGGUGUUCGACCUCAAAAGGACCGCAAAAGUCUUGGCCUCCUUGAACGCCAACGAAGAGUUCAAGAAGCUCAAGCCCGAAGCCCUCUCGCCCUGCCCGCAGGCUCUCCUGCACCGCCUGAAGGCCGCGAUCGACACGGCCCUCCUAUGAAGCCCCCCUGGCGAGCGCUUUCGAUCUGCAAACGGCCUUUCCUUUGCAAGAUGGCUGCAUGCAAGUAUUGUCCUCUUCCCCCACUUUUACCCCCCUCCUUUCAAUCGCCCCCUUUUAAAAGUUG